CGUCGGUGACUCGUUUAGACUCGGACGAUUCGAUACGACGAGUUGAAUAGUGCUGGGGAGAAUUUGUUGAAGAGAUUUGGUGGUGUAUAAAAGCUAGAAGAAGAAGUGUUCUGAGUAUUGAGUGGGGAAGAAGGAUUAGAGAGAGAUUGCGAGAGUGUGAGGGGGACAUGGGGGAUUCGAGUGACUCAAUGUCGGUGGAUAUGGAGUCGAUUUCUUCUGGUGGAAAGGAGUAUCUUGUGAAAACUUGUUCUGGUGCUGUUUCUGUCACUGUGAUUGGAGACCAGGACAAACCAGCUCUAAUCACUUAUCCUGAUUUAGCUCUAAAUCAUAUGUUCUGCUUCCAAGGAUUAAUGUUUUGUCCAGAAACGUGUUCGUUAUUGCUUCACAACUUUUGCAUAUAUCAUAUCAGCCCUCCUGGACAUGAGUUAGGAGCUGCUGCGAUUUGCCCCGAUGAUCCUGUACUUUCUGCAGAUGACUUGGCAGAUCAAAUUGCUGAAGUUCUUAACUAUUUUGAGCUGAGUGCUGUAAUGUGUAUGGGGGUUACUGCUGGAGCAUACAUCCUUACUCUCUUUGCUAUGAAGCACAUUCAUCGUGUUCAUGGUUUGAUAUUGAUCUCUCCCAUAUGCACAGCACCCUGUUGGACAGAAUGGUUGUGUAACAAGGUGAUGUCAAAUUUGGUUUAUUUUUAUGGCAUGUGUGGGGUAGUGAAGGAGUUUUUGCUAAAGCGGUAUUUCAGUAAGGAGGCUCGUGGUUGUUCUCAAGUACCAGAGUCUGAUUUAGUUAAAGCAUGCAGAAGAUCGCUUGAUGAGAGGCAAAGUUCAAAUGUCUGGAGGUUUCUUGAAGCGAUGAAUGGGAGACCUGACAUUUCAGAAGGGUUGCGAAAACUUAAGUGCCGUUCAUUGAUAUUUGUUGGGGACAGGUCUCCGUUUCAUUCAGAGGCUCUUUACAUGACUGUAAAACUAGACAGAAGAAGCAGUGCCCUUGUCGAAGUUCAGUCAUGCGGGUCAAUGGUGACGGAGGAGCAGCCCGAUGCAAUGUUGAUACCUAUGGAGUAUUUUCUCAUGGGAUAUGGCAUGUAUAGGCCAUCUCACGUCAGUGUUAGCCCAAGGAGCCCCUUGAGCCCUUCUUUCAUUGCUCCAGAGCUUCUGUCUCCAGAAAGUAUGGGCUUGAAGUUGAAACCAAUAAAAACAAGAAUCUCCUUGGAAGUCUGAAGGACAGACAAUGAAAAGAGUCAGAAGAAAAAGAAAAAUAAAGAUCGCCUUUUGUGUUUGUAUGUACUUGAAGAGUUGGACAGUGUUUUGCUUUUUCUUUGGCAAUCCAUCAGUUCAUGAAUGAGGGGUGUGGUGUGUAGAUAAAGAAGAAAUAGGAUAAUUUAUAGCGAAAACUUCUAGGCAGAAAGCAGAAUGUCAUUCUUUAAUUUGUAAAUUCUAGAAUAAUUUAUUUCUAAGGAACUAAUAAAGUGUUUUUAGAUUCAUAA
Molecule: messenger RNA, 1477 nt
Organism: Cucurbita pepo subsp. pepo (vegetable marrow)
Lineage: Eukaryota; Viridiplantae; Streptophyta; Magnoliopsida; Cucurbitales; Cucurbitaceae
Product: protein NDL2
Source: RefSeq, a predicted model, not a curated record